Messenger RNA from Setaria italica (foxtail millet), 1090 nucleotides. RefSeq names its product protein LOW PSII ACCUMULATION 3, chloroplastic. The record is from RefSeq and is a predicted model, not a curated record. Bases 162 to 635 code for a protein of 157 amino acids. NCBI's taxonomy places the organism in Eukaryota, Viridiplantae, Streptophyta, Magnoliopsida, Poales, Poaceae. The transcript has 2 exons.
GCUCAUGCUCUCUUCGCACUCGGGAGGCACGAGACUUUUGCUUCAUUUGCAAUGACUCGGCCCCACCUGCCGAAGACAGUAGCUUCGAUUGGCCUCGCGCCAGCGUGUGGCUGUGUUGUCGUCUGCUAUCUUCCUCCUCGACGCUGCUGGAUCGCACAGCCAUGGCCGCCCCGGCGCCCACGGCUCUCUGCGCCCGGCACUUCCGCCUGCCGCGCGUGCCCUUCUCCUUUCCCUCUCCGCCCCGACUGCCGGCCACCUCCUCGCGGCUCCGGCCCCGCCGCCUGGCCGUCUCCCCACGCGCUGAGGCGGGGACGGGGACCGGCAUGGGGGACGUGGAGGCGCUCAGGGCCGGGGUGUCCGUGUACAAGCCGCGCUCCUACGACGUGCUCGUCUCCGACGCCGCGCGCUCCCUCGCCUGCGCCAUCGACGACGGCAAGACCCGCCUCGAGAUCGAGUUCCCAGCUCGCCGCUCUUCGUUUUGCUGCGUCGCUGUCCCCGUGCCCGCAUUAUCUUCUCAUCAUCGCUCGUUUCCUUGCUGGUUCACGCCUUGUUCGUGGGUGGCUCUGCUUCUGAAUUUUGACGAUGUCAAGGCCUCUGCCAAGCAGCAUCUCUUCUUACAAGGGAUCCUCAGAUGAGUUCAUCGAUGCCAACAUCCAGCUUGCUCCUGUUGUUGCAAGGAAGCUUAAAGAGCUCAAGAGGACUAGGUCCUGUAUAGUAAGUUCAAGCUUCAUACGCCAUCACUGAUGCAGAUACGCUCUAGAAGUGCAAAACCAUGCUCGUUUGCUCUCUUCUAGUCGAUUUCAGGUGUUUCCUGAUCAACCUGAAAAGCGCAGGGCGUCCCAGCUCUUCGGAACAGCUAUAGACACGGUAAAUGAUGCCUCAUGGAACAAUAUCUUUAGAGUAAAAUGCAUGGCUGGUCCUUCAACUUGUUCGGCUGUAUCACUUAGACCCCGUACUCGCAAAAAAUGCAUAUCUAGCUCCCUAAACUUGGGCUCAGGUGUCACUUAAGUCCCUGUACUCUCAAAAUGCAAAUUUUACUCAUUAAACUUGGCUUCGGAUGCCAUAUAUAUACCUAAACUCUUGAAAUGCA